Molecule: messenger RNA, 2622 nt
Organism: Diprion similis
Lineage: Eukaryota; Metazoa; Arthropoda; Insecta; Hymenoptera; Diprionidae
Product: RING finger protein 10
Exons: 12
Coding region: 316-2475 (719 amino acids)
Biological process (GO): positive regulation of transcription by RNA polymerase II
Molecular function (GO): metal ion binding; transcription cis-regulatory region binding
Source: RefSeq, a predicted model, not a curated record
CGACACUUGGACAUUUUGUCGCCAUAAUAGCGACGAGGUUGUGAUCGGGGUGGAUCGCGACAUAAAUCGUCGUUUACGGCGACAGGGAGGUAAAUCUCUCCCUCAAAAGUAUACUCUUGUGUCGAGUCUUUAACGCCUUAGUUUCGCAUACGAAAAUCUGGUAUCACCUUUGUGGAGAUUUUAUACUUUGGAACUGUCGAAGAUGGCUUAUUGAAAAGAUGAAGGGCCUGCAGCAAAGAUACGUUUCUCCAUACGGAGGAGACCACAUCUCUGCCAACUAUAAGACACUUGGUCGUAACUACGGCCGAUUCAACGAUGGAAAAGAAAUCACGAUUGCCACAGUCGUCCGCCAAGGGGACGGCUGGUGAUGCUAAAAAGAACCAAGAUAUCGUAAACGGCAAACUAUUCCCAAGGAGCUCACGUAGGCGCGAACCAACAGGAGCUACAAAUUUGCCCAAAAAUGAACAAUCUCGGAAAUCCAAUGCACCGAAGGGAAAAAAUUAUGAUAAGAGACCGAAACCUAAAGGACAAUAUCAUGGCGGUUCAAAGGAGGAUACCAAGGUAGAGGAAGAAGAUGUUGCCGAAUAUGGCUCGGUCAUGGUCCAAGGAAGUAGGAAGCAGAAUUUGAAUCAUCUGUUAAAUUUCCACUAUGAGCCGCGGGAUAUACGCGGAGUGUCGAACACAUGGAAUGUAGGCAGAUUGGCCAACAAGUAUAAUCGGAAUAGCAAUCGUUGGCUUCCACCUGUGCAACGCCAUAAAUACAACAAGGAGCAGUUUUUACAAGCGAACUGCCAGUUUGUCGUGAAAAGUAAAGGUGAUUAUACGGCUUAUCUUGCAGAUCCUGAUAUCCUAGUUCAAUGGAAUUUAAUUGAACAAAUUAGGGUCCACAGCUCGGAGGUCUUGUCUUGUCCGAUUUGUUUAUGUAUGCCUGUUGCUGGAAAGAUGACUCGCUGCGGUCAUGUAUACUGUUGGGCAUGUAUUCUCCACUAUUUAGCACUGUCUGACAAGCCUUGGCGCAAGUGUCCCAUUUGCUAUGAAGCCAUUCACAAAUCUGACUUAAAAAGUGUUGUACAAGUUACACAGAAAGCGUGGAAUGUUGACGAUACUGUGACUUUGCGUUUGAUGCGGCGUGAAAGAGGAUCAUUGCUUGCAGUUCCUGUAGGCGAUUCUUUUCAAGCAUCUUCCCCAACCACAUUUUUCACACUACAAGACGACCCUAAUAUUAUUUACUCAAAGUUGUUGCUUGCCGAUUCCAAUAAGAUUAUAGACAUCAUAGAUUGUGAACGUGUUCAGCUCCAGCUUGAACUAGCGGAAGAUCUUGAGUCUCCAGAAAAUUGCUUUAUUGAACAAGCUCUCAGAGAAUUGGCUACAAGAGAACAGCAGCUCUUUGAGAAGGCAAAUAAUUGUAGUUUGGAUUGUGAAGCUACAGAAAAUAAAAUAGAAGAGAAUAUCAAGGAAGUUCAAUCAGAAAAUGCAGUAGAAGUUGGAGAAAAAGAAUCGGAAUUGAGUAAAGAUUGGGCUUGUGAGUCCGGAGAAAUUCUCGUACCAUGUGCUCAGGAUUCCACCUCUGAAUGUCAAACUCCAACUGCUUUGCCGAAGUUUUUUUACUUCUACCAAGCGGAUGAUGGGCAACACAUUUACCUGCAUGCGAUGAAUGUCAAAAUGCUGGAGCUGCAAUACGGUAGUUUGGAGAAUAGCCCUUCCACUGUAACAGGAAAGUUGCUGGAAAAAGAAGCUGGUAGUAUGACUGAAGAGCUGAGACGCAGAUUACGUUACCUCUACCACCUGCCCUUAACUUGCCAAUUUGAGAUUGCUGAGAUUGAACUAAAGCCUCCCAUAAUAUCGAAAGCAAAUCUUUCGGUUUUCAAUGACCAACUUGAGACGCGUAAGAAACGACGACAGCGUCAUGAACGUGAAGAACGGAAAAGGGAAAAAAAGAUCAUGGAAGAAGAGAACAAGCGCAUUGGAAAGUACCCAACUCCGAACGUCCAUAUCGAGUCUCGACGUCAUUUUCCUCAAUGGCAACCAGAUUCUCCAUCUGCAGAGUUGAAUAUUUCAUCACCACCGGAAUCCCUGGUGUCCAGCGUAGCAAGCAGUCCAACAAUGCAGUCUUUCAAUAUUGAUUUAGCAACUACAGAUGCUCAUGACAGUGGACCAUCUUUUGCAGAGAUGUUACGUACUACUGGAUCACGAGGUCCAUCGAAAAUCAACUUGCCUCCAAUGUAUGCCUGUAAUUGGCCUCAGCAAAGAGGUGCUGCACUUACAUCAAUUUUAGACAGUGAAGAGGUUGAAGGGUAUGCUCCAGCUCCAUCCUACAGUCAAAGCUUUGGCGAUGCUUUGGCAGCAGCCUUAGAACAGACAGAGCUGCAGCCUACAGGAAGCAAUGAUAGUCAUGGCAGUGCUUCUGGAAAGAAAAAGAAAAAGAAAGGAAAAGCAACAGUCCUUUUCGCCACAAGUAUGGCUCGUGCAUCAUAGUUGCAUCCAUGGAAUUUAAUUGCAUACUCUUCUUGACGGUCUCUCCCUGGCAUUGUUUUGCUAUUAUGAUGGAUUAUCGACCUUGGUUCAACUGCAUGUAUAUGAUUUCGGAAAAUCAUGGCACCAACAUACCUAUAUUUUUGUUUA